Dentiscutata heterogama is the source of this 1218-nucleotide messenger RNA. The record is from the annotation of a GenBank genome assembly. NCBI's taxonomy places the organism in Eukaryota, Fungi, Glomeromycota, Glomeromycetes, Diversisporales, Gigasporaceae.
AUGAUGAUAUCAAAAAAGGUUUCUUUAAUAAUCUCUCUUUCUUUAGCAUUUAAAGACCUAAAAAAUGAAAUUUACAAGCAUUUUGAGAAUUCAGAAGAAGAAUUAAAGUUGGUUCAUGAAUUAAUUCAUACUUCCAUUUUUCAAGAACCUAUAGAUGAUUCAAUACUCAUAAUAGAAAGUUUAUUUAAACUCAUGUCUGAGAAAUCUUCAACUCAUCCAGAAAUCAUCGACAUUUUAGAGAGACUUAAUCAACAACUGUGGAAUGAUAUUCAAAAACCACUACACAUGUUGGCAGAUUAUAGUUAUCGUAGCAGUGACAUUACUAUUCAAGCACCUUUUAAUCAACUUUCUGAUUUGGGUAGGAUCUUUGAUGAUCUUAUGAAGCAUAUAUUUGCAGACUCAAGAAUAUUGACUCAACCAUCUGGUGUAGAUAAUAAACAUCUCUUUCAAACUGCCCAAUUAAUUAAUUGUGGUUAUUAUCUAAAAAUCAUUCUUCAUGACUACCUUAGAGCUAUCCUUGGUCUUGACCAGACUAUGUCACCCUGGUAUCUUGAUCCACUAAAGCCUUAUACUAAUAGUAAUCCUUUAUUUGGGCUUUUACCUGCAGAAAUUGGUAAUCAACAUCCAACUAUAGUAGAAGCUGAUGAGAAAUGGAUUGACAAAAAGUUUAAAUAUAUUUUGGAAACUGAUAAUCCAGAUAAUAUAAACAUUUCGAUUCAUAUAAUUACUCCUUUCAUGACAUUUAAUCAUAUAAAACAAGAUAAAGAUGGCAAAUUUAAAGAUAAUGAUAUUGCUGAAGAGCUUAUAAAGGGAACAGAAAAAAUUAUUGGUAUUGAAUCAGCCAGAUCUUUGGGUGUGGCCAGUCUUAACGACCUCCGCAAGUCACUUAAUUUGGUGCCUUAUACUUCAUUUGAGGAUAUGACAGCUGAUAAAGAAGUAGCAGCAAAACUCAAAACCCUUUAUACACUUGCUUUUCCUUUUACAAUUAGCUAUGGCAUUUUAUCAGACAAAAAUCUUGAAGUACCUGAUGAACAAUUAGUUAGAGGUGGUGUUUUACAUCAACUCCUUCUAAAAAAUCUUCUUAAUUGUUAUUCACCCAAUUCUGCUUAUGCUUUUUAUCCGUUCACUGUGCCUGCAAAAACAAAGGAGAUUCUAAAAGAAUGUAGUGAUAACUUUUGGGAGAAAAUUAAAUAUAAUAGGUCUAAUCCACAGAUUUGA